AUGGAACAACCAUUCAUAUCAUCAACAUCAUCACCAGAAUCGUCUUUUGUAACAGACACUACCACAUUAAUAAUACCAUCAAUUUCAAUUGGAAAUAUCCCACAAUUAACCAUUGAUUUAUUUAUUCAUACUUAUAAUUUAAUCAAAGUAGGAACAUUAAAUGAUUUAUAUGUUUAUCCAUUUGCAUCUCCAAUUGACUAUCUGAAUAAUCAUGGCACUGUUGGCUUAUCUAAUGCUAUUGAAGUAUAUCACAAUCCUCAAUUGAAAAUCACAUUAAUUCAACAACGGUCACCAAUAUUACCAAGUUUUACAGAAUCAUAUGUCAUAAAAGUCAUAAUCCCAUUCAUACAAUCAUUGACUCAAUUAACAAAAGUAUUGAUAUUGGAUUCUCUGGAUGCUGGUUUGUUUGAACAUGUGCAAGCAGGUGAUAUUGAAUUGUAUACUACUGAAGUAUUAUUAAGUAAAUCUCUUGAAUCAUUAGAAUUAUCUUCCGAGAAAGUAUAUGAUGAUCUGAAGAAAGAAAAUAAUGAUACUUCUAAUUACGUAAGAAGUUUAUUAAAAGCAUUGAAUUUCCCUCGUAUUAUAGAUACUACUAAUGACGUUAACUAUACUUUUGAUGUUAAUGUUUUGGUAUCAUUUGUAUAUGAAGGUGAUAAUUUCUAUGAUGGAGAGAAAUUAGCCACCAAAACAGCUGAGGUUUUGAAGUUGAAUAUCCCUACUAUAUGGACAAGACCUAUCAGUUGGUUUGGUGCAUACGGUGAUAAGCCAAUACCUAAUUCCAUGGAAGAAGGUUUGUUUGGCUAA
Messenger RNA from Hemisphaericaspora subhashii, 804 nucleotides. RefSeq lists its product as uncharacterized. NCBI's taxonomy places the organism in Eukaryota, Fungi, Ascomycota, Pichiomycetes, Serinales, Debaryomycetaceae. Gene Ontology annotation, biological process: proteasome assembly. The transcript has a single exon. Gene Ontology annotation, cellular component: cytosol; nucleus. The record is from RefSeq and is a predicted model, not a curated record. Bases 1 to 804 code for a protein of 267 amino acids.